AAUGGAAAAGUGUGGCAAGGGAGGAAUAUGUAACUUUUCCGGGUCCUAGUUGGAAAAUCUCCCUCCCCAUUAUCAUCUCCUAUAAGUUUCAAGUACUGAUUACUGAAUUGUCUUUACCUUUUUCUCUAAGCUGUACAAGAAGCUCAGUUGACACCUCCUUCAAAGGCCGCUGGGAAGAGAAACAUAGCUACAAUUACGAAGAAAAACCAUGUCUUCUCCAAGCAAACGCCGAGAGAUGGAUUUGAUGAAACUGAUGAUGAGUGACUACAAGGUAGAGAUGAUCAAUGAUGGCAUGCAAGAGUUCUAUGUUGAUUUCCAUGGACCCAGCGAUAGCCCUUAUCAUGGAAGUGUGUGGAGGAUAAGAGUUGAGCUACCGGAUGCUUAUCCUUAUAAAUCUCCAUCUAUAGGCUUUAUUAAUAAGAUCUACCAUCCAAAUGUUGAUGAAAUGUCAGGUUCAGUUUGUUUAGAUGUUAUUAAUCAGACUUGGAGCCCCAUGUUUGAUCUUGUAAAUGUGUUUGAAGUAUUCCUACCACAGCUUCUCCUGUACCCCAACCCAUCAGACCCUUUGAACGGAGAGGCUGCAGCUUUGAUGAUGCGUGACCGAGCUGCUUAUGAACAAAGAGUUAAAGAAUAUUGUGAGAAGUAUGCCAAGCCAGAAGACAUUGGAGCUGUCCCAGAAGAAAAAUCUAGUGAUGAGGAACUGAGUGACAAUGAAUCUGAUUCCAGUGAUGAGCAAGUAGCAGGCAAAGCAGAUCCAUAGGUGUUCAGGGGAUGUCCUUUAAACUUAAUCUCUAGUUGUAAAUGGUGUUUUAGCUUUUUGUUAAUUCAUAAACCUAGCUCCAAUGAAUAUAGAAUUGUUCAUGUUCUAUACAUGCAGUCGUAAGAUGCGCAAGCGUUAUGCAGUCACUUUAAAAAAGAGUGGAAUCUAUUAUUAAAAAAUCAUUAUUUUUUUAUGUGGAUCUCGUGUUAUUCACUUUUUUCAAAGUGAUUGCAUGGCGCAUGCAUAUUGCAACUAUCAUUUCUCAUUGUUCAUAGGUGUGGAGUUUACAGCCUCUAUUAGUUUUCUGUCAUUGUAAAUAAUUGAACUUUCCAUU
Molecule: messenger RNA, 1094 nt
Organism: Juglans microcarpa x Juglans regia
Lineage: Eukaryota; Viridiplantae; Streptophyta; Magnoliopsida; Fagales; Juglandaceae
Product: ubiquitin-conjugating enzyme E2-23 kDa-like
Exons: 6
Coding region: 209-760 (183 amino acids)
Biological process (GO): ubiquitin-dependent protein catabolic process; protein polyubiquitination
Cellular component (GO): nucleus
Molecular function (GO): ubiquitin conjugating enzyme activity
Source: RefSeq, a predicted model, not a curated record